Messenger RNA from Daphnia pulex (common water flea), 2439 nucleotides. It is a transcript of the gene PAPLA1, whose product is annotated as SEC23-interacting protein-like. Gene Ontology annotation, cellular component: COPII-coated ER to Golgi transport vesicle. The record is from RefSeq and is a predicted model, not a curated record. Lineage: Eukaryota; Metazoa; Arthropoda; Branchiopoda; Diplostraca; Daphniidae. The transcript is spliced from 13 exons. Bases 134 to 2278 code for a protein of 714 amino acids. Gene Ontology annotation, molecular function: protein binding; metal ion binding.
GAGCAGAAGGAAAUAAAAAAUUGUAGGACAGCCGGACAACGGGGGUAAAAGUCUAUAUAUUCUUUGACUCUCGUGAGUCAAAUAGUGACUCAUUUCGUGAAAGAAAACAGUACAAAACUCUUACCCAACGAAAAUGAUGGAAAGCACAAGUGAAUCGGAAUGCAUUGCCAUUGGAAUGAAACCGACCUCCGCCUCGCUGGUCGAUGUUGAUUCGACUACAACUGCCCCGGAAGUUUCGGAUGCCGUUGACGGCAUCUCUCACACUUACCAGCCCGUCGUCUGGCACUGGUUCUUCCUCAAAGAGAUUGACAAAACCAAACGGAUAUGGAAACCCUUUAGCAUGCUCGAUUCUGUCGCUCUUGACGAUACCUUCCAAUUGCUCAAUGAAGGAAAAAUAGCCCCGGAAGAUGCUAUCGUUAUGACCGAUGGUGGACGUUAUGACGUGGACGUGAGUCGACGACUUCGCACAGCCAUUUACUGGGAAGAAACCCCGUUGAGUGUCCGUCGUUGCUCGUGGUUCUUUAAAGGCUCAUUAGAAACACGCUACACGCCCUAUGAUGAAGAUAUGGCAGAGAAAUUAGAGGAAGAAUACCACAAUAGUUUAUUGCACAGUUUAUGGCGUCGCGUUCUUGAAUUCCCGUUAGGAAAUAAAAUCAUGUUUCAAAAUCCCAACGUGCUGCUAGAUUUUUCCAACUAUGGCCCCGUAGAUGACUGGACUCAAGUUACGGAGGGACAAAUACGGCCGCUAAUUGUCAAGCGAGGAAUCGACGGCUUUGAUAUUAGCGACGGAGAGAAGACGGUCAUUGACCAUUUGAUUUUUCUAGUCCACGGCAUAGGCUCGGUCUGUGAUUUACGCUUCCGCAGUGUUGUCGAAGUAGUGGACGAUUUCCGCAUUCUCUCCUUUCAAAUGUUGGAAACUCAUUUCCCUACGGCUGUGGCCGAGCAGCGUGUUGGCCGAGUGGAAUUUCUACCCGUCUCGUGGCACGCUCCACUUCACGGAGAUGAUACCGGAAUCGAUAAGCGUCUCCAACCGAUUACUUUACCAUCAAUUCCGAAGCUUCGUCAUUUCGCCAACGACACGAUUCUAGACGUGCUGUUCUACACGUCGCCCGUUUACUGCGAAACAAUCAUUUCAACAGUGGCCCACGAGCUCAAUCGCCUUUACAAGAUUUUCCUGCAACGUAAUCCCACCUUCCAGGGACAGGUUUCCCUUGGCGGGCAUAGUUUGGGUUCAUUGAUCCUCUUCGACUUGCUGGCCCACCAGCCUCUCAUUCCCAAUCCAGAACCCGUGGACGAUGUACUCUCUGAGGAUGCGGUGAGCUACGUUUCGGACUUGAACGAUCCAACUGUUGAAGAAGUCUGUCAAGUCCUGCAGCUCGGCGACCAUCUAGCCAAGUUUCAAAGGGAGCAGUUUACAUUCGGGGACUUGCUUCUCCUGUCGGAAGAGGAUUUAGCCAGCCUCGGCUUGCCUAUGGGACCCCGCAAACGUCUGCUGACCUACUUACGUGACUUGGAAAUUCGACGUGCUAAAUUGAAACAGGAAGACGGAAAUAUUCCGGCGCACGACUCGACAGUAAGUUAUACCAUCGGCCUGGCGGGCACGGGACAGCCUAGCAUAUCGUAUCCACUACUUGAUUUUCAUCCAGCUGCUUUCUAUGCCCUCGGUUCCCCUACUGCCAUGUUCGUCACGGUUCGUGGCAUCGAUUGUCUGGGCGAGGAUUUUGUUCUGCCUACCUGCCCGAAAUUUUACAACAUCUUCCAUCCUUACGACCCAAUCGCCUACCGCAUCGAAACGCUCAUCGACGUCAAUAUGGUGAACGUGCCACCUGUCAUCAUACCGCACCACAAAGGCCGGAAGCGAAUGCACAUAGAACUGCGAGAGACGAUGGCCAGGCUCAGCGCCGACAUUAAGGAGCGAUUUUUCGGCUCUGUCCGUUCUACUUGGAGCACGGUGCAGAAUUUCACUUCGUUUCGGUCAAUGCCGCAGAGCGACGGGCUGGAUGUCCAGUGCUUGCAAGAGGAUCUGGACACUUCGACGAAUUCUGAUGACAGCGCAGUCGCGGAAAAGACCACCACCGAGGCGGACCCAGUCAUCCGCAUCGGCAAGCUCAACGGCGGCUGUCGGAUCGAUUACGUCCUACAAGAAGCUCCGCUCGAGAGCUUCAACGAAUAUCUUUUCGCUCUCACUUCUCACGUCGUCUACUGGGAAUCUGAAGACACGAUGCUAAUGAUGUUGCGGGAAACCUACGCUGGCAUGGACACCUAUCCCGAUAAAUAGCUACCUCUCUAUAUACAUGCUUAGUUUUCAAUUUCACGUAUUCUAUCAAUGACAGUUGAUUGUCAAACUUAUAAAUCUCUUUUGUUUUUUUUCCUACCAUUUGAUACUCGUCUGGCAUGAUUGGUUGUGUGCGUAUAUACAGAAACUUAUUGGGAAUUGAA